This is a messenger RNA of Hippocampus comes (tiger tail seahorse), 2215 nucleotides long. It is a transcript of the gene nptx1l, whose product is annotated as neuronal pentraxin 1 like. The transcript is spliced from 5 exons. NCBI's taxonomy places the organism in Eukaryota, Metazoa, Chordata, Actinopteri, Syngnathiformes, Syngnathidae. The coding region runs from base 387 to 1685 and encodes 432 amino acids. The record is from RefSeq and is a predicted model, not a curated record.
GCAUUUGGAUGUGUUGGCUUCCAGCCAUGCGCAAACAAUAACAAGGAGCGUUGAAGUGAUAAAGGACAAUAACAAGCAACGGUAAAGGGCAAGUAGUGGAAAGACAGAAACGUGCAAGCCCGGGAGCAAAAUGGAGGGGUUUUUCUUUGGGAAGUGACGCUGCCUCUGGUGCCUAUUAAUGAGGGACUCAGAUUCCCUCCCCUCCGGUGGUGAUGCAGUGAAGCUGCUCUGCGCACAAGCAUGCGCUCUGUAUAAAACGGGUCCUCCUCCACACACGGAUUACACUACACACGCGCGAAGUCACUGCAGCUUCUUCUUCUUUUUUUUUUUUUUUUUUUCUUCUUCUUUCCCCAAACUAAAACAAAUCACAAACCUCACAAGCCAACAUGCACGCGGCGGAGGACGUAAGCUUUUGGAGAUUUUGUCUAUUUUCAUGCCUCUUUUUGCAGAGUUCGUGUCAAGACUUUGGAGGACAGACGCAAUUUAUUUGCACCUCGGUCCCAAAGGAUAUGGACAUAUGCGCGGCCACUUUGCAGAACAGCGUCCCCGGCGACGACUUGAAGAGCACCGUGGUGCAGCUGAGGGAGACGGUCCUACAGCAGAAGGAGACCAUCAUGAACCAGAAAGAGACCAUACGAGAACUGACCUCAAAGUUGGCGCGCUGCGAGAGUCAGAGCGGCGCCGAGGCGGUGGAAGGGAGGCCCGGGGGCAGGAGGAAAGAGGCCGGCACCAAAAACACCAUGGGGGAUGUAUCCAGGGGGCCCGCCGACACUCUGGCGCAACUCUCGCAGACUUUACAGUCGCUCAAGCAGAGAUUGGAGAACCUUGAGCAAUUCAGUCGCAGUAACAACUCCGUGCAGGCCAACGGCCUCAAAGACCUGCUCCAAAGUAAAAUCGAUGACUUGGAGAAGCAGGUGUUGUCCCGAGUGAAUAGCAUCGAGGAAGGGAAGCCCGGAUUGCGCAAUGAGACGGAGCAGCGUGGGAGAGUCGAGUCCACCCUCACAUCUCUGCACCAGAGGAUCACCGACCUGGAGAAAGGUCAGCGGGAAAACAGGCCGCUGGAUAAAUUCCAGCUCACGUUUCCGCUGAGAACCAACUACAUGUACGCCAAGGUGAAGAAGAGUUUGCCCGAGAUGUACGCCCUCACCGUUUGCAUGUGGCUCAAGUCCAACGCGUCCCCAGGAGUGGGCACACCUUUUUCCUAUGCGGUGCCUGGUCAGGCGAACGAGCUGGUGCUCAUCGAAUGGGGAAACAACCCAAUGGAGAUCCUGAUUAAUGAUAAGGUUGCAAAACUGCCUUUCCUGAUCAACGAUGGCAAAUGGCAUCAUAUCUGCGUGACGUGGACCACUCGCGAUGGCGUCUGGGAAGCUUUCCAAGAUGGCGUCAAGAGGGGGAGUGGCGAGAACCUGGCGCCAUACCACCCGAUAAAACCUCAAGGCUUGCUAAUCCUCGGUCAGGAGCAGGACACAUACGGAGGCGGGUUCGACGCCACCCAAGCGUUCGUUGGAGAUCUGGCCAACUUUCACAUCUGGGAUCGGAAACUCUCCGUGGGAGAAAUUUAUAAUUUGGCGACCUGCAGCAGCAAAGCACAAGUGGGCAAUGUUUUCGCAUGGCUGGAAACGAGCCUCGAAAUUUACGGAGGCGCCUCCAAGUGGACAUUUGAAGCUUGCCGCCACCUCAAUUAAAAGCGCGAACGAGGGAAGAGCGACGCUUUGGCCGAGGCCGCUGGGGUCACCGUGUCACGAAAGGAAUUUCAAGGCUCCUGAGGCAAACAUUUCAGUCACUUAAGAUGCUGAAAUUAAAAGAAAAAAAAUGAUGGCAGGCCUUUUUUUUUUUAAACUAGAUAUUCUCUUUGGGAGAAUUCUUGGAUGACGCGCACUUCCAGCAUGAUGCGGUACCGAAAAAGCACGUCAGGUUUCUCUGUGGCUCCGUUUUGAUUGUUUUCACUUCAGAGACCUGUGGAUGCUCAACACAAAUGAAAGAUUGAAGGCGGUCCAAGGUCAUGUCGUCUUUCAAAGCAAGAUGUCCUGCAAUUCAACGAAAACAACUUCCUCGAGGGAGAUUCCUUUUUGUUUUGACUGGAAGGGAUUUUCACUGUGAAAAUGGACAAGGCGGGCAAUGCGUUUUUCAACAGACCACUGGGUUUCCUUCUUGCUUUACGCCGCCCCCCCCCCCACACUCUCCGCCAACUGCUUGAUGUGAUUUUGUGUGAAGG